Molecule: messenger RNA, 1605 nt
Organism: Peniophora sp. CBMAI 1063
Lineage: Eukaryota; Fungi; Basidiomycota; Agaricomycetes; Russulales; Peniophoraceae
Source: the annotation of a GenBank genome assembly
AUGUCUUCGACAUCCGAUAUUGGACACAGCACCCCCUCGCAGAAGUCCAAGCGCUCCCGCAUCUCCAGGUUGUUGCGGCGCGCGGACUCUUCCUCAUCCUCAGUCGGCGCAACGCGAUCCUCCGAAGUCAGCCCCGAGCGCACCAACACCAAGCGCUCUCGCGUCGGCACACUCUUCCGUCACCCCGGCUCCUCGUCUUCCUCCCUGUCUGUAGCGUCAGAUGCCGAAGACGAUGCCGCUACCAAGGCGAAGCGAUCAGCUCUGCGACGCUCGCUGUCUGCGCUCAGCACCAAGGCUCGCCAUGGCGCCUCGCAUCGAUCGUCUUUGGACUCAGAGACGCUCGGCCUCGACACCCGCGCAGCGUCCCCACCGCUCGACGCAUCUGCCGACCACAAGAUGCUCAGUCCUGUCGUUGAGUCUCCCAUCGCUGACUCUCCCGGCGGACCCCACAUCUUCUCGCCCAUGCUCGUGGUAUCCAAUCCUCAAGAGCACGAGGCUCCUCCUGAAGCAAUCGACAUCCUGCCCGCUCCCCUUGAACCCACUACGGACGGUGCCACGCAAGCACCCUCUGCAGAAGUCUCGACGACGGCGCCGGCAGAAGAGCCUACGAAGUCGUCGCUCCCUGCCGCCGAUGAGGGGUCGGGAUCGACCGUCUCAUCUGAGGCAUCAGGCCCGCCAGUUGCCCGCGAAGCAUCAACGACCGAUGAGAGCAGCUCUGUGGACGCUCCUCGCGCACCGACGCUGAGCAACUCGUCCGUCUCGAGCGACUCCGACUCCGCGGCACCCUGGGAGGAGUACGAGAGUCUGGGAUGGUCCAUGUUUGAACUGCCAGGCGAGGCGGUAUACUUCGCGCAUCGGGCGAAGGGCAUCGUGUCUGACGUCGAUCUUCGCCGUGAGGGUGCCAUGCGCGAAGUUUUCGAGUUCUUGGCGGGCCCGCACGUCACUCCUCUCCCUGGCUGGGAGCUCUGGUUACGCGACACAGGCAACUCGCCGUCUCGCGCUUCGGACUACUCCUUCGUCAACCAUGGAUUGCGAUUGGUCAGCUUCACGCCUGAGCCGGCCGAGCCCACUGCAGCAGGACAAGUUUUGUACUGGAUGUAUGUGGAGAAGCACCCCGCACACUGCGCGCCGGUCGUCCUCUCGGAAAAGACGGUUUCCGAGGCACACAAUGCACUCACCUGGGAGGGCCGCAAACUACUUCCAUCAGGCAACCGGAUCGACGUGCCGAUCUUCACUCAAGAGGAGCGCCAGCAUUUUUCCGACUCGUUGAGGUCGUUCAAUGGUAACUCGACGCUUGCGGAAAUGACGAGCAUAACACGGGAUAUCGCUCGUAUCUUGCUCCGUAUGUGCCAAUGGGAGCAAGAUCAAUGGCAUGAGCUUGGUGGCGCGGAGCAGGUUGCGGCAGUACGCGAGUCCAAGUCUGCCGAGGUGACGGACGCGCCCAGCGAGCGCGCGAUACCUGUACCCUUCAGCGACCAAUACACCCUGGGGCUCAGGGAUGUUGUUAUGGUUGCUGUCGCCGCCGGUAUGGUUGUCGGCUGCGCCGCUCUGCUCGGCCCGGCGGCUGCAUUCGUGAUGGUACUUCGUGAAGUAAGGCGCAGAUAG